Molecule: messenger RNA, 969 nt
Organism: Plasmodium yoelii
Lineage: Eukaryota; Apicomplexa; Aconoidasida; Haemosporida; Plasmodiidae
Product: PIR protein
Exons: 3
Coding region: 1-969 (322 amino acids)
Source: RefSeq, a predicted model, not a curated record
AUGAAUAAGGAAGUGUGUGAAAAGUUCCAGGAGGUAAGGAACUCACUUUCCGAUAAAUUGAGUAAUGGAAGCUAUAAUUUUAAAGAUGAUAAAUUUUUAAAUGAUUAUUGUAAUAGUAAUCAAUGUCAAAGUUAUUUCGAUAGAAUAAGUGCUGGAUGUUUAUAUUUGUUGUAUCAAUUCUAUAACGAUUCUGGUAUAUUCCCCUCUCCAAAAAAUAAUAACCGCUAUAUUGUUGAUUACAUUUUGAUAUGGUUAAGUUAUAUGUUAAACCUGACCAAUAGUGAAGAAGACAAUAUAAAGAGUUUUUAUAGUGCAUACAUAAAUAGUUGUGAUCAGUAUAAGACGCAAAUAAAUGAAUUAUCCGGUUAUGAUAAUUAUAAGGAUCUUAUAGAUGAAAGAAAGGAUUUGUUGUAUAUGGAUAGUAAUAUUGUAUCUAAAUUUUAUGAAGCAUUAAAAUCAUUAUGUAAAUUGUAUAAUGAACUUGGUAACAAUAAAAAUUGCGAGAAUUAUUUGGAAGAUAAUGAAUUUGAUAAAAAAUAUAAUGAUCUUAAAGAUUCUGAUAUUACUAAUAGCAGUAUAUAUAAAGAAAUGUUGUCUACUUUAUCAACUGAUUAUGAACAUUUUAAAAAGGAAUGUAAACAUAUUUUAUCCCCUCCACCGGAAAAAACAAAAGAAAAUCUUGGACAAACUCUUGUACGUAGUUCUGGACAAGAUGUAGAUUAUUUGGGACAAAAUGUAGAUUAUUUGGGACAAGAUGUAGGUGGUUUAGGACAAGAUACAAAUAGUUUUGAACAAAAUGCAGAUAAUUCUGAUGUUGCAUCAUCAAGUUCAUCGAUAGUAAGCAAAUUAAUUCCAGUUUUAUUGAUAAUUGGUGCAAUACCAAUUUUUUUGGGAAUUUCUUAUAAGUAUUCGUUAUUUGGAUUUCGGAAACGAUCUCCAAAACAUUUAAGAGAAAAGCUAAAAAAAUAA